Galendromus occidentalis (western predatory mite) is the source of this 1008-nucleotide messenger RNA. RefSeq names its product THUMP domain-containing protein 1. The record is from RefSeq and is a predicted model, not a curated record. Lineage: Eukaryota; Metazoa; Arthropoda; Arachnida; Mesostigmata; Phytoseiidae. The transcript is spliced from 7 exons. Gene Ontology annotation, molecular function: RNA binding. Bases 1 to 1008 code for a protein of 335 amino acids. Gene Ontology annotation, biological process: tRNA modification.
AUGACCGCUGCUGUACGGAGAGGAGGCCUGAUCCAGCUACCGACCGAGUUUUCAAGUGGAGGACAACAGGCAAAGACGGAAGCCGGCAACGAGGCUUACCGGUCAGCGAUGAGUUCCGAACCCAAACGUCGUAAGAGGAGCUACUACGUGGCGAGCGCGAAUAAGAAAAGAGGCAAUUUCCUGGAUUGUGAUGUCGGGCGCGGAUUCCUGGUGACAAUCAACCCGAAACAAGAGCGCAGGGCCACGCUCACCGCCUACUCCCUCUUGAACGAAGCGGCCGAUCGACUCUACGGACCUCAGAAAAUUUCCGAGGAGAAUAAAGUAGAUGGAGAUAUCGAAGCCGAACUCAAAAGCAUCCGUGAAGAUGGUUGUCGAUUCAAAAAACUGAGAACGGAGAUACCCGCCAACAUCUUCAUCCGAACAACACUAGAGAAGCCUGUAGACAUACUUUCUGAUGUCUUCGAACGAAUGCCGAAAAACAUCAACUACAUCCACCGCUUCGUUGCCGUCUUGGCAACUUGCAAAACCCAGCCAGAGAACAUUUCGAAAAAGGUGCUCGAAAUUCUUGCGGAGAAUUUCUCCGAAGGCAUGGAGACCAUUACGUUCAUGGUUCAGUUGAAAGCCCGACACAACAACGAAUAUAAGGAAUCCGCGAAACGGCAGGACUUCUGUCGGAAAUUAGCAGAAUCCAUCCAAGAAGCGAACUCGAGUUUCGUCCCGGAUCUCAAGGAUCCGUCGCUCGUGGUAAACGUCGAUGUGCUACAAAAAGUUUGUUGUAUAUCGUUGUUGCCACACUACAAACGCUUCAAGAAAUACAAUCCGGAGCAGUUCGUCGAGCCGCUCACGGAGAAGCCGCAAGAUGAGAAAACAGCGACGGAUCUCCAAGAAGAGGGGCGAUCACAACUCGAACAGGGGAGCGAGGAAGCCAUCGAGGCCAGUGAGAAAGAAAUCGGAGUUGCAAUCGAUUCCGGUGAGAUAGGAAGCGAAAUAAAGGAGCAAGAUAAAUAA